Molecule: messenger RNA, 672 nt
Organism: Lolium perenne
Lineage: Eukaryota; Viridiplantae; Streptophyta; Magnoliopsida; Poales; Poaceae
Product: acyl-[acyl-carrier-protein] desaturase 7, chloroplastic-like
Biological process (GO): fatty acid metabolic process
Cellular component (GO): chloroplast stroma
Molecular function (GO): stearoyl-[ACP] desaturase activity
Source: RefSeq, a predicted model, not a curated record
AUGUUAGCUAGGUUCGGAUGCCCGUCGUCAUGCAAACCAGCAAGCAGCCGCAACUACUGCAGCAAGGCACCAGCAGCUGCGAUGAGCACCAGGAGGUGUCGGAGCGCGGUGAAUAGUAGAUCAAUGGUGGCCGGGCGGCGGGAGGAGGAGGAGGAGGAGGAAUGGAUGAGGUUCGAGGUGCUCGCGCAUCUGGAGCCGUGGGCCGAGGCGCACAUGCUGCCGCUGCUGAAGCCGGCGGACGAGGCGUGGCAGCCGUCGGACCUGCUCCCGGACGCGGCGGCGUUGGGCGCGGAUGGCUUCCACCAGGCGUGCCUCGAUCUCCGCGCAAGAGCGGAGGGCGUGCCUGACGCGCAGCUGGUGUGCCUGGUGGGCAACAUGGUCACCGAGGAGGCGCUCCCCACGUACCAGAGCAUGUCGAACCGCUUCGAGGCCACCCGCGGCGCCACGGGCGCCGACGGUACCGCCUGGGCGCGGUGGAUCCGCGGCUGGUCCGCCGAGGAGAACCCGCCACGGCGACGUGCUGAGCCGAUACAUGUCGCUCUCCGGCCGCCUCGACAUGCGGCAGGUGGAGCGCACCGUGCACCGCCUCAUCGCCUCCGGCAUGGCCAUGCACGCUCCGGCGUCCCUCCUACCACGGGUUCGUCGACGUCGCCUUCUAGGCGUACGGGCUGA